AUGCCGCCGCUGCUGCUUCAACCACAUGCCAGCCUCUCCCACGCCGAAGCCCUACAAGUCGCUCAACAAGCUCCAGAGUUCUUACGAAAGAAUCCAGCAUCCUAUUCAGCAUCGCCACUGCUGUCACUAUUCUCCCCACCUGAGAACUCAAAGAUAUGGACAAUAUACGAGAAUCUUCUGCUGGCCUGUUUGCGCACCGGUGAUAAUACUACUGCGCACCAAUGCCUUGAAAGAUUGGUGGUUCGAUUCGGAGCGGGCGAUGAGCGCAUUGCGGCUCUUGAGGGCUUAGUGAAGGAAGCCGAGGCAACAAACAACAACGAGCUCGAGAAGGUGUUGAAAGAGUACGAGGCGAUCCUGGCGGAAGACAACACGAACGCACCAAUCGCAAAAAGAAGGAUUGCACUCUUACGUACGAUGGGGAAAAAUGCCGAAGCAAUUGAAGCUUUAGUACAAUUUCUCGACUUCGCAUCCACCGACGCCGAGGCUUGGAUAGAGCUGUCAGAUUUGUAUGUGUCCCAAGGGCUUUACGGUCAAGCCAUCUAUGCCCAAGAAGAGGCACUUAUCAUUGCGCCUAAUGCGUGGAAUCUACAUGCUCGUCUUGGCGAGAUACAUUUCAUGGCUGCUGAGUGUGGCAGCGAAGGAAACUCCCAAAGCUAUCUUGCCGAGAGCUUAAAACGCUUUUGCAGAAGUGUUGAGCUGUCUGACGACUAUUUACGAGGCUACUAUGGGCUGAAACGAGUCACUGAUAAGCUCCUAAAUGGAGACUCCAAAGCGAAGAAAUCAUCAGAGUCAAAUGAGCUUACUCUACCAGAGACUUCGACAAUUGAGAGGCUCAACGAGGCCGCAACGAAGAAACUGGGCGACAUUGUGCGAAACUUCGACGCGAAGGCUCCUCAGUGGCAGGGAUACGACGCUGGAGAGGUUGCGGCCGCCCGUGCCUAUCUUUCAGACACUUCAUACAAGGUUGUGCGAUGA
Trichoderma gamsii is the source of this 975-nucleotide messenger RNA. RefSeq lists its product as hypothetical. The transcript is spliced from 4 exons. The coding region runs from base 1 to 975 and encodes 324 amino acids. Gene Ontology annotation, cellular component: EMC complex. Gene Ontology annotation, molecular function: protein binding. The record is from RefSeq and is a predicted model, not a curated record. Gene Ontology annotation, biological process: protein folding in endoplasmic reticulum. Lineage: Eukaryota; Fungi; Ascomycota; Sordariomycetes; Hypocreales; Hypocreaceae.